AGAGCCUAAAUAUCCUGCUGUAAAGUGUGGUGAGAAGUACAGGAGGAAGCAAUGGAAACUGAUUCAAUCAGAGGACAAAAGUUUUGCUUCACCUUAGGACAAGUCACAGGGCUGCCUUCCUCAGAGCCAUAGCACGGCGUAUGUGUACUUCUGGAGGCAGGCAAAGCUAAUACAGGAUGCAAACCACUGUAUUAAACCAGCUCUUUCCAUAACUCAGAGGGACUUGCUCAUCAAUGGCAGGUGAUAUCACGUACGUGGAUGUGGCAAUGCUACCAAGGGAAAGACCACAGGUUCCUUCUCGGACAUCAGUUUCAGGAAACGUGAUCACAUACGCUGAGCUGCGCGUGAAGCCCAGAGCCGAAGGGAGCAGCAGAUCAGAGACUUCCGCUCCUGGCUGCCGAGAUGGGCGCUCAGCCUGGUUCUACGUGUCGCUGGUCCUGGGAGUCCUGGUGCUCGUCCUGCUGGGUGUCAUAGCUGCACUAGCCAAGCAAUUUUUGAAGAGCAGAGAAGGAAAAUCAGAAAGUUUAUCCCAGUAUGGUCUAAAUAACACUGGCAAUAACAUUUCUUCAGAGAAGACCGUCUCAGUGGUGCUCCUGAAAUGGCUCAUGGAGGAACUGUGUGAAGAUGUACAGGGAACAAUGUGCGAGCUGUGUCCUCCCGGGUGGCAACUGCACAGGGGGAGAUGUUACUACUUCUCUGAGGACGCUGUAAGCUGGGAUGACAGCCAGAGAAACUGUCUGGCCAGGAAAUCCCAGCUUCUUGAAAUUGAAGAUGAAAUAGAGAUGGAAUUUAUAGACAAUAAAGAGAAAGAUACCAAAUAUAUCUGGAUUGGUUCGAAGGUUCAAGACAUUAAGAAAGAAUGGAGUUCAGCUGAAGAUCCCGGAGUAAAUGCAAACAGGAUAGCCGAAAAAAGAACGGAGACCGACAAGAGCUGUGCUGUUUACAGAAGAAAACACAUUAUCCAAGCAGAUAACUGCCAGACUUUAAAGAAGUGGAUCUGUAAGAAGAAUGCAACUUUGUUGAUGCUCUGAGCCAAAUUGUCAGACUACAGGCGGAGCCUUCUGUCAGAAGACCCACUCUACUGACAAAACAGCAUGUGAUGUAAAUAAUUUUAUGAACCUUGCACACAAAUUUGCAUUUCACUGUUCCGUGCUCCCUAAGACUUCGAUGCAGACAGGGAGCUCAGAACUUGCCAGGUGCCAGUGUGAAGGUCACACCGCAGGACUGCCAGUCAGCAUGUGUGGAUUUGGGGGAUGCCAAGCCUUCCCACGGAUGGAUGUUGGCAGCAGUUGCCUCUAGGAAAGGGUAGGGGAGAAGAGGUACACACCUGAGGAUGAGCAGCGUGCGCAUGAACUGCGUGGUGUGCGGGGAAGAUGCCAUCUGUGGGGGCUGAAGAGUGUGUUGGAGCCCACUGCUGCUGUACAUAUCCCUCAGGCAGCUGCUGCUGAGCUGAGGUGCUUUUUACUUGGGUUUCAAG
Calidris pugnax (ruff) is the source of this 1477-nucleotide messenger RNA. Its product is annotated as killer cell lectin-like receptor subfamily F member 1. The transcript has 8 exons. The record is from RefSeq and is a predicted model, not a curated record. The coding region runs from base 234 to 1031 and encodes 265 amino acids. NCBI's taxonomy places the organism in Eukaryota, Metazoa, Chordata, Aves, Charadriiformes, Scolopacidae.